AUGCCUCGGCGCCCGCAGACCUACGAUGAUUAUGGCGCAGCCGUCCAACAGAUUAUCAUCACUUCAUCCGACGCAGACUUUCUCGACCAGCUCAUUCCGGUUCUCAAAGAUGCCUCGCACUCGAAUCGAACCCCUUCGCUGAUGCAAAAUCUCGUGCGAUAUGCUGAAGACAGAGAGUCCGAUAUUGAGAGAAUAGGCUUGACAAAGCACGAGGAGUUUCUUGGUUCCGUGAACCAACUUCAGAACGUGCGCGAAGGCACUGUCACUCUCACAGCAGAGAUUCUCAGAUUGAACCAGUCAAUCCAGGCCAGCACCGAGAAGCUUGCUGACCAAAAGCAAGCUCUGGUGAACACAAGAGCCGUUCGACAGAACAUCGCCGACGCAUCCGAUGCUUUAAAAGAGUCGCUCAAGAUCCUCCACGCUGUCAAUCAUGCUCAUGACCUGAUCCGCACUAAAAAGUAUUAUGCAGCGCUCAAGUCACUCGAGGACUUGCAGAAUGAGCAUCUGAUUCCGACAAUCCAGAAUAAGUACGCUACUCAGCACAGACUGGCCGAUGUGAUUCAAAAGUCGAUACCCGCGUCCCAGAAAAUCAUUUCUGAAGCCGUCAUGACCGACCUAAAUACCUGGCUGUUUCGAAUUCGCGAGACCUCACAAUUCCUCGGCGAGGUCGCGUUCUAUCACACCGAACUUAGAAGGGCGAGACAGAGAGAACGGGUGGAGAGAGACAGUUUCCUCAACAACUUCAGACUCAAUUCGUCGAUCGAGCUGGUCUUUGACGAGAGUGAAGAGUUCGACGUGCUCGACAACGAGGAGCUACGAGUUGACUUUACCCCGUUGUUCGAGUGCCUCCAUAUCCACAAUGCCCUGGGUCAAAGCGAGAAGUUCCGUGCCGAAUAUGCUACAACUCGUCGCCAGCAGAAAGAUUUACUACUGCCGAGCACAGUGAAUCUUGUUGCAGAGGAUGAAUCCUCACUGAGCAGUCUCCUCGAAGGCAUUGCUGGUUUUGCCAUCAUCGAGAAGGCGACCAUGAGAAGAGUCCCCAACUUGCGCUCUGCGGUUGAUGUUGACGAGCUAUGGGACUCAAUGUGUCAUACUGCUAUCACAUUGACCUCUCAGGCCCUCAAUGAAGUCAGCAACGCCGAAAUACUACUCAAGAUCAAAGGUGUUAUAGCUCUUUUCAUUCAAACCAUGGAGGGCUGGGGCUAUUCUGUAUCUGUGCUGGACAACUUCCUGCUUACAUUAUUUGACAAGUAUGCAGAGCUUUUGAAGCGUCGCUUCAGCGAAGACUUCCAGGAGUCGCUUGACGAGCUGCUGACCGAGAAGGUUUGCAAGUCUCUCGUUGAGAGGCUGAGCUCACAAUAUCUCGGGCAGAUCGUGCAGAUUCUCAUCAACCUCGAGCAUUUUGAAGCCGCAUGCCAGGAGCUUGAGCAGCUUCUUAUCCGAGCAAGAUCGUCUACGUCAGCUGGCGGCCCUGUCACGCUUGUUGCUACUGAAGAAUUUCGAAACAACAAAAAGACAGCUGAGAAGCGUAUUUUCGAACUUGUCAACUCAAAGAUUGAUGACCUUGUGGAUACAGCUGAGUAUGACUGGAUGGUGACCACGACAUCUCCCGAUCCAAGCAGCUACAUGCAGACCAUGACCCGGUAUCUUUCUACCAUCAUGAACUCGACGCUUCUAGGCUUGCCAAGAGAAAUCAAAGAGCUCAUAUACUUUGAUGCACUCAGUCAUGCCGCCAACAAGAUUCUUGCGUUGCCACUUUCCCCGGACGUCAAGCAUAUCAACACCAAUGCCGUCGCAGCCUUGGCUAAAGACGUCCAAUAUCUCACCGAGUUUGUCGACAGUCUUGAAAACGGAGCCAUGCUACGGGAGAACCUGGACGAACUUCAACAAACAAUCAAUCUGAUGCAGUCUGACAAUCACGACGAAUUCUUUGAUAUUUCGAUCCGCAACAAAAAGUUUGGUCGCGUAGACGCAUUGAACGGUCCCAUCCUACUGGAAAAGCUUACCUCGAAUGCCCAAGGUCCCACGCGCAGCGCUCCUCUCGCCAACUUUUCAUCCAGAUUCGGUAUGAUGAAGUGA
Colletotrichum fioriniae is the source of this 2079-nucleotide messenger RNA. The record is from RefSeq and is a predicted model, not a curated record. Lineage: Eukaryota; Fungi; Ascomycota; Sordariomycetes; Glomerellales; Glomerellaceae.